This is a messenger RNA of Nerophis ophidion (straightnose pipefish), 4694 nucleotides long. It is a transcript of the gene slc12a2, whose product is annotated as solute carrier family 12 member 2. Gene Ontology annotation, biological process: chloride transmembrane transport; cell volume homeostasis; sodium ion homeostasis. Lineage: Eukaryota; Metazoa; Chordata; Actinopteri; Syngnathiformes; Syngnathidae. Gene Ontology annotation, cellular component: membrane. The transcript has 27 exons. The record is from RefSeq and is a predicted model, not a curated record. Gene Ontology annotation, molecular function: ammonium channel activity; sodium:potassium:chloride symporter activity. The coding region runs from base 358 to 3828 and encodes 1156 amino acids.
CUAGCGAGGGAGGCUCCAGGAAGCUAGGAGGAGCUCCGGCAAGGUCGACAGCAGCAUCCUGCCCCAAGUACGGGAAGACUGGAGCUCGGCCGCCGUUAGCUUGGGGAAAACCAACUAAUAUUGUCUUUUUUUUAAUAGCGGUUGUAGAAGAAUAAACUUAGGAGGGGGCUGAACCUGCCCAUCUUUCAGCCUCUUGUGUCGAGCUACCCGGCUUCGUUUUCGCCACUCAACAUACGGCUUUUUUUUUUUUUAAACCAAGUAGUUGGGAGAACGGUAGUCAACUUCUGGAUCGGUGUGUGGGCCUAACGUGCCGUUCUCGAACACGGUUCACCCGCUACUUUGUGCGUUGAUUGUGCCAUGUCAGCGCCGUCGGUCCCACCUCCCGCGGCGGCGACAGCGGAGGGCGAGCUUCUCAGGCCCGACGCCGGGGACAACAUGCCGGGUCCCACGCACAGCCAGAGCCGCUUCCAGGUGGACCUUGUGGCGGAGGCGGCGGCGGCUGUCGAGGAUAAGUCGCCGAGUUCCGAAGCCUCCACCACUGUCCCGUCGAGCGAGAUGGCAACUCCCGGUGCGGCUCCGGAGGACCCGGGGACCAGCGGCGAGGAAGCCAAAGGACGGUUUCGAGUCGUCAACUUUGCGGACCCGAGCGAAGCGGGGAGUCCGGUCUCCCCGGACACGGCGCCGGCCGAGGGGGUGCGGAACGGGGACACGGUGAUGAGCGAGACCAGCUUGCAUUCAUCCACAGGCGGCCAGCAUCACUACCACUAUGACACCCACACGAACACAUAUUACUUGAGGACCUUUGGCCAUAACACCAUCGACGCCGUGCCCAACAUCGACUUCUACCGGCAGACCGCCGCGCCACUCGGGGAGAAGCUCAUCAGACCCACCCUGUCGGAGUUGCACGACGAGCUGGACAAGGAACCCUUUGAGGAUGGGUUUCCCAAUGGUGAUGAGUUGACCCCAGCCGAGGAAGCUGCAACAAAAGAAGCCUUGGACUCUAAAGGAGUUGUCAAGUUUGGAUGGAUUAAAGGAGUGCUGGUCCGCUGCAUGUUGAACAUAUGGGGUGUAAUGCUCUUUAUUCGAAUGUCCUGGAUUGUUGGUCAGGCUGGAAUUGCUUUGUCCUGCUUAAUUGUUGCCAUGGCUACUGUUGUGACAACGAUCACUGGUCUCUCCACUUCUGCCAUUGCAACCAACGGAUUUGUUCGAGGAGGCGGAGCAUACUACUUGAUCUCAAGAAGUUUGGGGCCAGAGUUUGGAGGCUCUAUUGGUCUAAUCUUUGCCUUUGCCAAUGCAGUGGCAGUGGCUAUGUAUGUGGUGGGCUUUGCUGAAACUGUCGUAGAACUUCUUGCUGGUUUCGAUGCCCUCAUGACCGAUGAACUCAAUGAUAUUCGAAUUAUUGGCACCAUCACAGUAAUCCUUCUCCUGGGCAUAUCUGUUGCAGGAAUGGAGUGGGAAGCAAAGGCACAGAUCUUCUUGCUCUUUGUACUCAUCACUGCAAUUAUCAACUACUUCAUUGGAACCUUCAUCACUGUUAAGGAGAAGAAACCUGUGGGCUUCUUUGGCUAUGAUGGUUCUAUCAUGUGGGAAAACAUGGGUCCUGACUUCAGGGGGGAGACAUUCUUUUCUGUCUUUGCAAUCUUCUUCCCUGCCGCUACUGGUAUUCUGGCUGGGGCCAACAUUUCUGGAGACCUUGCUGACCCACAGCUUGCCAUUCCCAAAGGAACACUCCUCGCCAUAUUGAUCACAGGGAUAGUUUAUCUGGGAGUUGCUGUCUCUACAGGUUCCUGUAUUGUGAGAGAUGCCAGUGGAAAUCUGAAUGACACCGUCAGUUCUCAGUUCAUGGCGAACUGCACUGAUGCGUCUUGCAAUUUUGGCUUUGACUUCUCUGCUUGUAAGAAUGACAAAGACGGCUGUCGCUAUGGGCUCCAAAAUGAUUUCCAGGUUAUGAGCAUGGUUUCUGGUUUUGGGCCCAUCAUCACUGCUGGAAUCUUCUCUGCCACUCUUUCCUCAGCUUUGGCAUCUUUGGUCAGCGCACCUAAAGUGUUUCAGGCUUUAUGCAAAGACAACAUCUACCCCAGCCUGUCGUUGUUUGCCAAAGGUUAUGGCAAAAACAAUGAGCCUUUAAGAGGCUACAUCCUGACCUUUGUGAUCGCUCUUGCCUUCAUCCUCAUUGCGCAACUAAACAUCAUCGCCCCCAUUAUCUCUAACUUUUUUUUGGCCUCCUAUGCCUUGAUCAACUUUUCCGUGUUCCAUGCUUCAUUGGCUAACUCACCAGGAUGGCGCCCCAGCUUCAAGUAUUACAACAUGUGGGUUUCUCUUGCUGGAGCUGUACUGUGCUGUGUGGUAAUGUUUGUCAUCAACUGGUGGGCCGCUCUUUUCACCAACGUCAUUGUCCUGGGUCUCUACAUUUACGUCAGCUAUAAAAAGCCAGAUGUGAACUGGGGGUCGUCCACCCAGGCUCUGACCUACCACCAAGCUCUGACUCACACUUUGCACCUCAGCGGAGUGGAAGACCACAUUAAGAAUUUCAGACCCCAGUGUCUGGUGAUGACCGGUUACCCCAACUCCCGUCCAGCUCUGCUGGACCUGGUUCACAGCUUUACGAAGAACGUGGGUCUGAUGAUCUGUGGUCAUGUUCGCACGGGUUACAGAAGGCCUAACUUCAAAGAUCUUGCAACAGAGCAAUCACGGUAUCAGCGCUGGCUGCUGAAGAAUGAAACAAAGGCUUUCUAUACACCAGUGUUUGCAGACGACAUGAGGCAGGGUAGCCAGUUCCUGCUUCAGGCUGCAGGUUUGGGUCGUCUCAGGCCUAAUACACUAGUGAUGGGCUUCAAGAAUGAUUGGAGAGAUGGUGACAUGAUGAAUGUGGAAAUGUACAUGAGUAUAAUCCAUGAUGCAUUUGACUUCCAGUAUGGCGCUGUUAUCCUCCGAUUGAAAGAGGGAUUGGAUGUUUCACAUAUACAUGGACCAGACGAUUUGCUGUCCUCCCAAGAAAAGUCAUCUGGAAUGAAAGAUGUGAUUGUGUCUAUUGACACAAGCAAGGACUCUGACGGAGAUUCAUCGAAGCCUUCCUCCAAAGCCACAAGCCUCCAGAACAGUCCAGCUACACAGAAAGAUGAUGACGAUGAUGGCAAAACUCCAACCCAGCCCCUGUUGAAAAAAGAUAAGAAGAACAUGACCGUGCCGCUGAAUGUGUGUGACCAGAGACUGCUAGAGGCCAGCCAGCAGUUCCAGAAAAAGCAAGGGAAGGGCACUGUUGAUGUAUGGUGGCUGUUUGAUGACGGAGGUUUGACUCUGCUCAUCCCCUAUCUCUUGACCAACAAAAAGCGAUGGAAGGAUUGCAAGAUUCGUGUUUUCAUUGGAGGCAAGAUCAACAGAAUAGACCAUGACCGCAGAGCAAUGGCAACUCUGUUGAGCAAAUUCAGGAUAGACUUCUCGGACAUCACUGUGCUGGGAGAUGUAAACACUAAGCCCAAAAAGGAACACGUGGCGGCCUUUGAGGAGCUGAUUGAGCCCUAUCGGUUGAAAGAAGACGACAUGGAGCAGGAGGCAGCUGAGCAUCUGAAAAACAGCGAACCAUGGAGGAUUACUGACAAUGAGUUGGAGCUUUAUCGUGCAAAGACGAGUCGUCAGAUCAGACUCAACGAACUACUGAAGGAGCACUCCAGCACAGCAAACCUCAUUGUCAUAAGCCUACCAUUGGCCAGGAAAGGUGCAGUGUCCAGUGCUCUGUACAUGGCCUGGCUGGAGGUGUUGUCCAAGGAUCUGCCACCCAUCCUGCUGGUGCGUGGCAACCACCAGAGCGUCCUAACCUUCUACUCUUAAAUUACACAAGGAGAAUGUAUCUCAUCCACCUAGUGUCUGUUAGUGGACCCACUUUUAUAAAUAUAUAUAUUCAUAUAUAUAUACCUUCCAGUUCCAGUCCAAACAUAUGUACCAUGCACACGUGAGGAGAUAUUAUUAUAUUUCACGGCUAUGUUCUCAAACAAAGCGCCAAUAGUAACGUUAAGGAAUGGAUUGUGAUGGGAAAAGACACUUAGUUGAAGUUGAGUUGGAGGGUUUUUAAUAUAAACCAACUCUUCCUCUAUAUUUGUUCCUUUCUAUUUAUCUCUUCUGAUUCAUACGUGGAAACGACCGGGCUCUGGUUUUAAAAGCAGUACUUUUGCACCCAUGUAACGUCGAAUACUUUUGUGGUCACACUUGUUAUAAAACCAAUUGGAUUGAGUUUUGACGUUGAAGCAGCAACGAUUCCCCUCGCUGGAAUAUUUGGAGAGAAGCAUGACGAAAGAAUGCUUCACAACACUUUUUAAAAAGCCUUAUGGAUGUGCCUUCCAGUUGAAUCAGAUAUUAUUCUGUAGAUUAUAAGAUGACUUAUUAUAUUGCUUCAUAGUUAGGUCAAUGAUUUUCAAACUUGAUUUUUUCAUAGUAGAAUGAAUUUGCAUGGAUUUAUUGAACAGUUAUUUCCCCCUUUUGUCAACCUGUGUCUGGGGCCAACACGGUUUUCUUUCUAUACUCUUUUUAGUCUUCCUUUUUCAAGAUCUUCUUGUUUUUGAUGCAGAAAGACACUAUUACGGUAAGCUCAUAGGCAAACGUGCCGGACAUCCAUAGAACAUUUUUUGGUGAAUUGUAUCUGUCACUUGAAAAGUAGCCUCCUAUGUAGCUGCUGGUUCACUAAAUGAUUUCCUUCAAUA